AUGAAAGACGAGAGGCUAGAGACGAGAGGCGAGAGACGAGAGGCGAGAGACGAGAGACGAGAGGCGAACGACGAGAGGCGAACGACGAGAGGCGAACGACGAGAGGCGAACGACGAGAGGCGAACGACGAGAGGCGAACGACGAGAGGCGAACGACGAGAGGCGAACGACGAGAGGCGAACGACGCGAGGCAAACGACGAGAGGCGAACGACGAGAGGCGAACGACGAGAGGUGAACGACGAGAGGCGAACGACGAGAGGCGAACGACGAGAGGCGAACGACGAGAGGCGAACGACGAGAGGCGAACGACGAGAGGCGAACGACGAGAGGCGAACGACGAGAGGCGAACGACGAGAGGCGAACGACGAGAGGCGAACGACGAGAGGCGAACGACGAGAGGCGAACGACGAAAGGCGAACGACGAGAGGCGAACGACGAGAGACGAGAGACGAAAGGCGAACGACGAGAGGUGAACGACGAGAGGUGAACGACGAGAGGCGAACGACGAGAGGCGAACGACGAGAGGCGAACGACGAGAGGCGAACGACGAGAGGUGAACGACGAGAGGUGAACGACGAGAGGCGAACGACGAGAGGCGAACGACGAGAGGCGAACGACGAGAGGCGAACGACGAGAGGCGAACGACGAGAGGCGAACGACGAGAGGCGAACGACGAGAGGCGAACGACGAGAGGCGAACGACGAGAGGCGAACGACGAGAGGCGAACGACGAGAGGCGAACGACGAGAGGCGAACGACGAGAGGCGAACGACGAGAGGCGAACGACGAGAGGCGAACGACGAGAGGUGAACGACGAGAGGUGAACGACGAGAGACAAACGACGAAAGACGAGAGGCAAGUGACGAUAGGCAAGCGACGAGAGGCGAGUGACGAGAGGCGAGCGACGAGAGGCGAACGACGAGAAGCGAACGACGAGAGGCAAACGACGAGAGGCGAACGAAGAGAGGCGAACGACGAGAGGCGAACGACGAGAGGCGAACGACGAGAGGCGAACGACGAGAGGCGAACGACGAGAGGCGAACGACGAGAGGCGAACGACGAGAGGCGAACGACGAGAGGCGAACGACGAGAGGCGAACGACGAGAGGCGAACGACGAGAGGCGAACGACGAGAGGCGAACGACGAAAGGCGAACGACGAAAGGCGAACGACGAAAGGCGAACGACGAGAGGCGAACGACGAGAGGCGAACGACGAGAGGCGAACGACGAGAGGCGAACGACGAGAGGCGAACGACGAGAGGCGAACGACGAGAGGCGAACGACGAGAGGCGAACGACGAAAGGCGAACGACGAAAGGCGAACGACGAAAGGCGAACGACGAAAGGCGAACGACGAAAGGCGAACGACGAGAGGCGAACGACGAAAGGCGAACGACGAGAGGCGAACGACGAGAGACGAGAGGCGAGACCGAUAG
Molecule: messenger RNA, 1434 nt
Organism: Ochlerotatus camptorhynchus
Lineage: Eukaryota; Metazoa; Arthropoda; Insecta; Diptera; Culicidae
Product: SAFB-like transcription modulator
Exons: 2
Coding region: 1-1434 (477 amino acids)
Source: RefSeq, a predicted model, not a curated record